Messenger RNA from Aureobasidium subglaciale EXF-2481, 2020 nucleotides. RefSeq lists its product as uncharacterized. Gene Ontology annotation, biological process: protein phosphorylation. The transcript has a single exon. The record is from RefSeq and is a predicted model, not a curated record. Bases 449 to 1774 code for a protein of 441 amino acids. NCBI's taxonomy places the organism in Eukaryota, Fungi, Ascomycota, Dothideomycetes, Dothideales, Saccotheciaceae. Gene Ontology annotation, molecular function: protein serine/threonine kinase activity; ATP binding. Gene Ontology annotation, cellular component: cytoplasm.
GGCGAUGAAGACCUCCCCACUCCCGAUAAAACCUUUAGCGGAGCCGUGGAUCUCAUUAUUCAGUGUUACCAUUCGAAUGCCAAUGCUACGGUAGUGUGUGUUUGUCUCUCAUUUCUACCCUGUUUUCUUAUCCAGCAGAAAAUUUCCUUUCUUUUUUUCCUCCUUCUCGUGUUCUACCAGUCACACUCCUUUUUUACACUUCAAGCCUUGGGUAACGCUUGUCUUGGUCGAUACCGCGUCGAGAUCGACUCGAAGGAUUUUAUGUUUCAGCACUACGCUCUGUGACGCGCCUUUUCGAAAAGAUAUCCCCGGAGGACCCUUCGCCCGAGUCAGCCAGCCCACACACCCUUCGACUUCCGGACCUUCCCAUGCCGUCAUAGGUUACUCAUUGCUGCUAUUUGCUCAUUCUUAUCCCCUUUGAUAUAUAUGCGAGGAGGGGUACAGCAAAAUGACGACAAAAAUCUUUGCAAGUGCAAGAGGUCCAUUUGUUUCCCAUACAAAAUUUGCUUCACAUUCCACGCAUUGCGGCCAGAAGGAGCAAUAUACAUCCAGACCAAUCUAUAAGAGAGCGAGGACAACGCCUAACGAAUUAUUACGCGAAAUGCAAGGACUUCAGAUUAGGACGCCUGCAAAUGCUGGCAGCUACAAAAUCGAACAAUCAAAGAAUGGACCUGAAGACACAGAAAUGCUUACCCCUCCUUCUACACCUGCACAAGCGAAACUCGUCGACGAGCAGUUUCCUUCUCGUCGGUCACUGGACGCGUCUCAUGUCCCGGAGCUCAACUUCACUCCUGACUGGUCUCAAGCACAAUUACUAGGUGAAGGCGUCUGGAGCAAGGUCUAUCGUAUCUCAGUACCGGUGUCUCAAAGACAUGUUGGACGCCCUAUUACCCCGCCAUCGACACCUCACAAGUCUUCCUUUUCGUUACCUCAACACUAUGCAAUCAAGACAGCCACACGAGGAGACGCCACCGCAGUCUUCCAAGCCGAAGCACGUAUACUCACACAUAUACAAAACCAUGACUCGAGCUCGGAUUACAUGGUUCCUUUUCACGGCCUAUGUACUUCCACUCAAACGCCUUCCCUCCUCUUCCACUGCUGCGACGCCGGAACGCUAGAAUCCUUAACAGAAACUUCAUCCUCGCUCCCACUUUCAAAGGUUCUGGAUCUGUUUCUCCAUAUCCUGCCACAACUCACACGUGCCCUUGCUUUCCUUCAUAACAGGACAAACACAAUCCACGCCGAUAUCAAGCCCGCGAAUAUCCUCCUCGACACUUCAGCAUCAGGAUUACCAUUGGUCAGAUUCGCGGAUUUCAGCACAGCGUUUGUAGCUUCUUCAGAGCCAUCUUCACAUUCAGGAGGUGGAACAUGGUCAUUCAUGUCCCCUGAGCAAUUAUCCCGCGACCCCUCAACAUCCGCCCCAUCAUUCUCUUCGGACGUCUACGCUCUAGGAGUUACUCUGCUCUCCUUCCUCUGCGGUGGCAACCCUUUCACAUCUAUGCUCGAUAAUGGCUUUAGACUCCGCGAAGCCGUGAAGAUGGGAGAUUCAAUGAGUUGGGCCAUGCAAGAGCCAGAAUUCGAAAACAGAAUCGAAGCACUGCAGAAACUCUGGACUGAGAGAGGAGGAGAGGGAAAGAUCUUGAGCCUUGUGGCUUGUGCGUUGAGGAAGAAGAAGGAGGAUCGCUUUGAUGCAGAAGCCUGGUGUGGGAAAGUUGAUGCUGCUUUGGCGAAACUGAAGAAGGUGGACAUUGUGGGAUUGGGGAUAACAUGUUGAUGAAGAAGUGGGCUUCUUGUAACGAGGACGACUUUCACGAUUUUAUGGGCGUUUUUGGGGGGGACUUUUUUUUCAUUUUCUUCUUCACUUCUUUACAGGCAUGAUACCCUUGCUACAAUUUUUGUUUGGGAUUUACAGGUAUAAGACAAAAGGCAAUAUAGGUGAUGAUAUACUUGGGAUACAUGGGACGAACAGAACCAACGAACAUAUCGAGUUAAGAAAUACUGAGAUAUAUCUCCAAAAUCC